GUUACAAUUCGAUAUAAAACACACACAUAUCGACAAUCUAAAUAGAAAUAUAACAUUUGCAAUUCGAUUGUAGAGUUCUGGGAUAAAGCGCCGGAAAAAGUUGCGUUUAUUGACGAAUUAGAAUUCAUUUAUCUACAAAGAAAAAAAAUCUACAAUCAAGUGCUUGCUUCUGUAUAACAUUUACUCGAACACGGUUUCGAUCGGUGUCUUGCUUGACGUUAAAUAACGCGUGUUUAUCAAUAACCAAGAAAUCCUUAACGUAAAGGAGGACUACAUACCCAAACAGAGAGCGUCUUCCAAUCAUGGGCAACAUACACACAACGGGCCCAAAUGAGGCGUUAAUUGUUUCAGGUGGCUGCUGUGGCUCGAUGAAGAAGCGAACGAUUGUCGGUGGCUGGGCCUGGGCCUGGUGGCUGGUGACGGAUGUGCAGCGGCUCUCGCUGAAUGUGAUGACACUGAAUCCGAUGUGCGAGAACGUGGAAACGGCCCAGGGUGUACCGCUGACGGUGACCGGCGUCGCCCAGUGCAAGAUCAUGAAGUCAACUUCGUAUAAAAAUAAUGAUUAUCAUAACAACGAGGCCGACGAGCUGCUUGGCACAGCCAGUGAGCAAUUUCUGGGCAAGAGCGUUAAGGAGAUUAAGCAAACCAUUUUGCAAACGCUGGAAGGACAUCUGCGCGCCAUAUUGGGAACGCUUACAGUCGAAGAGGUAUACAAAGAUCGCGACCAAUUCGCGGCUUUGGUGCGCGAGGUUGCCGCACCUGAUGUCGGCCGCAUGGGCAUCGAGAUAUUGUCGUUCACCAUCAAGGAUGUCUACGACGAUGUGCAGUACUUGGCAUCGCUGGGCAAGGCGCAGACCGCUGUGGUCAAGCGGGAUGCGGACGCUGGCGUUGCGGAGGCGAAUCGUGAUGCGGGCAUUCGGGAGGCGGAGUGUGAGAAGAGCGCCAUGGAUGUUAAAUAUUCGACGGACACCAAAAUCGAGGAUAAUACGCGCAUGUACAAGCUGCAGAAGGCCAAUUUUGAUCAGGAGAUCAAUACGGCCAAGGCCGAGUCGCAGCUCGCCUAUGAGCUGCAGGCCGCCAAGAUUCGGCAGAAGAUCCGUAACGAGGAGAUCCAAAUUGAGGUCGUCGAGCGUCGCAAACAGAUCGAGAUCGAGUCGCAGGAGGUGCAGCGCAAGGAUCGCGAACUCAUCGGCACCGUCAAGCUGCCCGCCGAAGCCGAAGCCUAUCGCGUCCAAACAAUCGCCCAGGGCAAACAAUGCCAGACCAUUGAGGGUGCCCGUGCCGAGGCGGAGCGCAUUAGGAAGAUUGGUGCAGCGGAGGCUCAUGCCAUUGAGCUGGUUGGCAAAGCGGAGGCAGAACGCAUGCGGAUAAAGGCGAAUGUCUACAAGCAGUACGGCGAUGCGGCCAUCAUGAACAUUGUGCUCGAGUCGCUGCCCAAGAUUGCUGCCGAGGUGGCUGCACCGUUGGCCAAAACGGAUGAGAUUGUGCUGAUUGGUGGCAACGAUAAUGUGACCAACGACGUGACACGCCUUGUUGCACAGCUGCCGCCCUCGAUCAGUGCCCUGACUGGAGUCGAUCUCUCCAAGGUGCUCUCCAAGAUACCCGGCGCCAAGGCGUGAAAUCUAAUGGAAUGGGAUGUCCAACAAAUGGUAAUGACGACGUAACCCCCCCCCCCAAAAAAAAAAAAAAAAAGACAAACAAAAAAGGAAUUGCAACUGGAAAUGAGAUAAAUAUGAAAAUGUGAAGAGGAGACAGGAGAACGAGCGAGUUAACCAAAUAAGAACGAGAACAAACGAACGAACGAGAGAGAGCGAGAGAGAGAGAGAGAGAGAGAGCGAACGAGAGAGAGAGAGAGAGAGAGGGAGCGAACGCAUUUGUAAGAGCGAGCUGGCGAGUGCAAUGUGGUCACUGGACGAGGAAUCAAUGGAAUCGAAAGAUAAUCUUACCUAUAUAUAGAUAUAUAUGUGUACGCAUACAUAUAGCAAAAUGUACUCCGAUAUUAUGUGUGACGUGUGAGUCAGUGUCUCAGUGUGUGUGUAUGUGUGUGUGUGUGUGUGUGUGUGUUCUUUUGUAUGCACCACACCACAGCGAAAGCCUGUUCGGGCAAAGGAUUGAUCAAUCAGAUGUAUCAAUCAGAUAAAGCUAUUGCUAAGGCUAAAUCUAAAGUUAUGCAUUUCGCACGCAUUCGCAAAACGCAUUUUGUGGCCUUUUCUCGAUUAAUAAGAAGUAAAUAUGAAAAAAAUACAUAUAAAAAAAAAAAAAAAGCAAAAAAAAAUCGAAAAUACAAAUUGGGUUUAAAAUUCGUAUAACUUGCAGAUAAUUGAUUGUGCAGCUUGUUAGCACAUAUAAAAAACUAUUAUACAUAUAUAUACAUAUGUGUAUAUAUCUUAAGACACCCAAACAUUUUCUUUUGUAUUUUAUAUAUUUGUAUCUGUCGUAUUAUGUGUCAUGUUUAGUCCAUAAGUUAACCAACAGUCGCACAAAGCCAUCCCGAAAAUGUUUCAUUUUACAAUUGCAAUUAACAAUUGUUGUGACUUGCAACUAUUUCGAGUUCUGGAACACUCUGAACACAUCGCCAGCCAGCUCAUUGUCGAUCACCUACUAUGUUCAAACUACAGUUACUGCCUGAAGAUAAGAACAGCGUCCCACUUUGCCAAAUGGAACAACUAGCAGCCAACUGGCACCAUUUUACACACACUCAAACACACUUAUUUCAGUGCACACUUUACAACUGUGACGUCACAGUCACCGCCGCUCUUCCACACACAGACACACACACACACACACACACAAUACUCACACACAAAACAUCUCAUCCACUCAAACGAUAUGCGUUCGAUGUUUUUUUUUUCAUACUAUUAAUCAUUGUGUUUUAUAUUGUUUAAUUUU
Molecule: messenger RNA, 2889 nt
Organism: Drosophila grimshawi
Lineage: Eukaryota; Metazoa; Arthropoda; Insecta; Diptera; Drosophilidae
Gene: Flo2
Product: flotillin-2
Exons: 8
Coding region: 303-1619 (438 amino acids)
Biological process (GO): regulation of myoblast differentiation; protein localization to plasma membrane
Cellular component (GO): plasma membrane
Source: RefSeq, a predicted model, not a curated record